Molecule: messenger RNA, 1444 nt
Organism: Elaeis guineensis (African oil palm)
Lineage: Eukaryota; Viridiplantae; Streptophyta; Magnoliopsida; Arecales; Arecaceae
Source: RefSeq, a predicted model, not a curated record
UGUUCAUUCAUUCAUUCUUUCUGUCUGUCUGAAAGAAAACUAUUUGAUCUCCACAAGCUUCCAAAGAAGGGGAAUUAGUGGGAAGUGAGAUCCAAAAGCCUCCUUCCCUUCCCACUCUCUCUCGUCCCUUCCCUUCACCGGUAAACUCAUCCCCAUCCACCUCUUCAUGAACUUGUCUUUCUGCUCUAUAGUUUCUUGCUCGUCUUCUUAUUCUACUAUUGGUGGGCUUUGUAUUUGUGUAAGUCUGCGAUUUGGUGAGGAGGAGGUAUUCAUCGUCGGACGGCGGAGAAGGGUGGUGGAGGCCAUGGUAUGAGACGAUGGUCCCGGCUCGGAACCUCCUCCGCCGGCACUACGACAGCUAUGGAAGCUGUUGCUCCGAUUUCGAUCGCAAAACCCCUUCCCUGAGAUCCAAUCCGAUAUUAAUGGCCGAAGAGCCCCCUCACACCCCGACCCGCCGACUCGACGAUGACGACGACGACGACGACGACCAAGACGGCGACGAAGAGAUGGGGACCAGCACCAGCAGCAGCCCCAGAGACUGGCUCCGAUUAGGCCUCGGCCAGCCGACGACUCCCUCUGGCCGUCGAGAAGGAUUGACCGAGCUCGAGCUGUUUACCGACAGACGGUCGUCUUCGUCGUCUACGCCUUCGCCCUACGAUCCCCGCGCCACUGCUCGCCCGGUGGUGGUGGGAAUGCCAUCCGUGAUGCUGCCAUGGCUGGCGCCACACCAAGGGAUGAUGGGUUACCGGCAGGAUGCAACGCCGCUCCCGCCGCCGUGGGGGUUGUGGAACAGUGGACCGAUCAUGGGGAGCAGUUCAAGAACGCCGCCGGCGAUGCCGGAGUUUGUGGUCCGGCAAUUCACGUGCCCGGCCGACAUGAGGGUGGUUAGUCCGCCGCCAAGGCCGCAGACCGGUAUCUGGUUCGUACUUCAGGCGGCACAAAAUCAAGGGAGAGAGCCUUUUCUGCCUCAGAUACCAAAGAGCUACUUGAGGAUUAAGGAUGGGAGGAUGACGGUUAGGUUGUUGAUGAAGUAUUUGGUAAGCAAGCUGGGUUUGGAGGAUGAAUCAGAGGUAGAGAUUACAUGUAGAGGACAAUUGCUUCUUCCCUACUGGACAGUACAACACGUUCGAGACAGCAUAUGGCGUUUGAGGGAGGCAGCGACAUUGCUGGUGGACUCACAGAGCACCAAUCACGUGAUGAUCUUGCAGUAUGGUAGAAGCGCAUAGAUUUUCUGGAUCGAUCUCAUGUAUAAUUAAUCAUUCCACUGAAUUCUUUUUGUUGUUCUUAACUUUGGUGCAUGCCUUCUGUUUUGUUGUAUCUGAUUCAUUGAGAAUUAGCUUGGAAGUACCACAAUGUUCGAGGGAUAGAUGGAACGUCAAUAGUGUAUUUCCAGGCCAUCUUGGCUUGAUAAAAUUUUCAGUUUUUAACUAACUAAUUCAAAUUC